Molecule: messenger RNA, 1554 nt
Organism: Symbiodinium sp. CCMP2592
Lineage: Eukaryota; Dinophyceae; Suessiales; Symbiodiniaceae
Source: the annotation of a GenBank genome assembly
AUGGCGGGAGUGGCAGGAGGGGGAGGUGCACCUGGCGGUGGGGCAAUCGGGCCCCCUGCUAUGGGGCCCCUCACCGCUGCCGAGAUAGCCGGCGUGACUACCCUGGCUGCGGCUAAGGAUCUGGCAGGUGUUAGCGAUGAGGCCUGGAAUGUGCUGCAAAGAUCCCUUGGUGGAGCACCCUCACUUCGUGUGCUGGGUUCUAUUCCCGCCAUUGCGAUUGUAGCUUCCAUCAGGGCCUCGCGCGUGCCUUCUCCCACCGCGGCUGAUCCCACCGCGGUGCGGGAUUUUACGAUCCUCGAAGCCACGCAACUUGGGUUGAUGUGGAGGGCGGCGAGGCUAUCGUUGGGACUGCCCGACCAAGACCCCUACGAUCCUGUCGGUGCUGUGGGCGGCGGAGGGCCGGCUGCAGCCGCCCCCCCUGCACCAGCCGGGGCCGGAGGAGGGGUAGGAGACGGGGCCAGGAAGGUCAAGAUGUGCCGCCCGCGCCACCAGCCCCUGACUCCGCCGCUCCGUUGGAAGCACCCACACAUGCGAGCGCCUGCCCUUACAACGGCAGCCCAGCGCCGCGUCUCUGCAGCCGAAAGCGGUCUGCUGACGGGCCUGGCUUCCCUUGACGGCGUCGAUCUUCAGGACAUUUUGCAACAGCGCGUCCUCACAUUGCAGGGGGUUCCCGCGCGCCUCCGCGGAGCCCUGCGUACGGCUCUCCACGCGGGCCUGCAGCUAAUUGCCGACCGUGAGUCGCCAGCGCAGGAGCUGCGGGGCUGGAAGCUUUUCUGUCUGGCACCUCGCAUGCUUCUGCAGCGUUCAAGCGGAGAGUCGCUCAUCCCACCUGCGGAGCUCGAUCGCCGCUGUGACCUCUUCGCACGCGGCGUUUGGCCAGAACUACUGCAGCUGGCAUCGGGUUCCGCUGCUCCCCGGUCCCGCACGGGCAUGCCGACGGACGACCUCGCUGCUCGCGCUUCCCGAGCUACAGCCCUUGUGCACAUCGGCGAGCUUUCGGCCGCCGGUCGCGCGCUUGUUGCAGAACCACUUGCACCCGGCACCGACGCAACCCUCGCCGAGCUGCGGGACCCUUCACGGCGCCCCCCGACUCCCUACGCGCCGCUGCCGCAAGACAUUGCCACGUACCAAGCCGCCGACCCCUGUCCCUUCCCGCUCCCAGCGUUCGUGGCAUGUCUGCGGUCCGCAAGGAGGGGGGCGGCAGCUGGACCGUCAGGGGCCACCAACGAGCAUCUGCGUAUCCUGCUCGACGACGAGGGUGAUACCCAGCUUUUGCACCGUGCAGCCUGCCGCCUUGCACGUGCCGACCUCCCGCCGCCCGUUUUGGCUGCUUUGCGCGUCGGCCGGCUCACCGCGCUGCAGAAACCCAACGGACGCGGCGUCCGCGCCCUCGUCAUCGGGGAUGUCCUUCGGCGCCUGGUCGGCGAGGGUGGGGAACAAGGGGACCCGCUCAUGCCAGCACUUUAUGCCCUGGCACAACAGCCCGCCCUGCAAAGGAUUUUCGUGGCAUCCGUCCCUUUUCUCAGGGCUUCUGUUCCUUUUUGUUUUUGUUAA